Opisthorchis viverrini is the source of this 378-nucleotide messenger RNA. RefSeq lists its product as hypothetical. Gene Ontology annotation, biological process: biosynthetic process. The record is from RefSeq and is a predicted model, not a curated record. NCBI's taxonomy places the organism in Eukaryota, Metazoa, Platyhelminthes, Trematoda, Opisthorchiida, Opisthorchiidae. The coding region runs from base 1 to 378 and encodes 125 amino acids. The transcript is spliced from 4 exons.
AUGGCUUUGCGAGCUUUCAACAUUGAACUGGCUCAGAUUCGCGACCGCAUUAACAAUACAGAUCAGGCGAAGUUUCGUUUCCAAUUCUGGCGAGACGCCGUGAACAGUUUGUUCGAACCGAAUCUACGACAUCGAGGGACGCCGAUCGAACGUGAACUCAGCGAGUCCACCGUCGGUCUGAAGCUGUCCAAGUAUCACUUUAAUCAACUGAUUGAUGCUCGUCAACGGCAUUUCAACGAGUGUGCUUUCGACAGUCUUCGUGCUGCACAAAUUUAUGCCGAAGAAACCAAUGUUCCUAUUCACUAUCUUAUUUGUGAGGCCUACGGUGAGCUGUGCGGUUACCCAUGUUUUCCACCUUACUUUCGAUGUAUUUCUUGA